Ostrea edulis (European flat oyster) is the source of this 856-nucleotide messenger RNA. Its product is annotated as CD209 antigen-like protein C. Gene Ontology annotation, molecular function: signaling receptor activity. The transcript has 5 exons. The record is from RefSeq and is a predicted model, not a curated record. NCBI's taxonomy places the organism in Eukaryota, Metazoa, Mollusca, Bivalvia, Ostreida, Ostreidae. The coding region runs from base 1 to 648 and encodes 215 amino acids.
AUGAUGUUGUCUUUAUUCUGCCUGUACGUUGCAGCCAUAUUUUUUCCAACAGACGCUAAAUCACAUUCAGGAAAACUUGUGGAUUUUGCUGUCUACGAGAAGAAACUUCAGGGUCUUCAUGCCCAGUUUCAUCAGUCAGCCAAAACGAACGGCUAUGUGUUGACGGAGACACAUUUUGAAACGAAAGUGAAAACCAUCUGUACACAUUCCGGGUGUUCGUCAUCUGCUAAAGAAAAGAAAGGAAACGAAAGGAAGUGCACCAAAGAGUGGAAAAAAUUUGGAGGAAACUGUUAUAAGCUUCUAUCUAAAUCACAGAACCAGAAUUCAGCAAAGAGCGCAUGCAAAUCACUGAAUGCAGAUUUGGCUGACAUUACAUCGGAGAGUGAAAACGUCUGGAUUCAAAAGACAUUCAGUGAACUCAAGGGGAAAGUUUGGAUCGGAGCUACAGACAAAACAAAGGAGGGAGAGUGGAGGUGGUCUUCGUCUGGGAAGUUGUUGACAUUUGGUGCUUGGUAUAAAGGAGAACCCAACAACGAUCGGGGCAUUGAAGAUUGUGCUAUUGCUAAAAUAGAUAAAGGGAAAUUUCUCUGGAACGAUGUACCAUGCAGUUACAAAUAUCCAGGAUCUUUGUGCAAGAAAAAGGAAUAAACAAUGUAUAUAUACAAUUUCAGAAGUUGAAAUAUAAUUUCAGAGAUUAUUAGUAUUCAAUUACAUGGUAUAUGUAUUGGUUCAUAUUAUGGUUGAAAUUUUAGCAUUAUUAACUAACCCUGCAGACUUAGAUUAUUGAAACCUACUCAAUUUAGUACAAUAUGAACAACAAAAACAAUAUAAAUAUGUGUUCCUCGAAUAAUAGACA